This is a messenger RNA of Cryphonectria parasitica EP155, 1224 nucleotides long. RefSeq names its product DHH phosphoesterase. Gene Ontology annotation, molecular function: exopolyphosphatase activity. The transcript has 2 exons. Gene Ontology annotation, cellular component: cytoplasm. The record is from RefSeq and is a predicted model, not a curated record. Lineage: Eukaryota; Fungi; Ascomycota; Sordariomycetes; Diaporthales; Cryphonectriaceae. The coding region runs from base 1 to 1224 and encodes 407 amino acids.
AUGCCGCCCCCUCGGAACCUGCGAGCCUUUCUCGACCUUGCCCGCCGGAGUUUGACCGCCCCAGCUGGCCAGCGGCCUUCGCCUCUGACCUUUGUGGUAGGCAACGAGUCCGGAGAUCUCGAUUCUCUCUGCUCUGCCGUCCUGUUCGCAUACUUUCGCAGCCAUGCGUCGCCCCAUUACAAACUUCACAUACCCCUCGCCAAUAUUCCCCGCCAAGAUCUCCCUCUGCGGCCUGAGCUAGGCGCUGCACUCGCGUACGCCGGCGUAAAGUCGCAGGACCUCCUCACCCUUUCCGAUCUCGAUGAAGUGACGACCACAGAUAGCCUGAACCCGGAAGAUACGCGGUGGGUGCUGGUUGACCACAAUGCGUUGACUGGGGACCUGGCCGAGCGGUUUACUUCACGGAUAGUCGGCUGUGUGGACCAUCAUGAAGAUGAGAACGUUGUCGCUGUGAACACUGGUGACGAGCCACGCGUGCUCAAGAAGACGGGAAGCUGUGUGAGCUUGGUGGUCGAGUACUGCCGUAACAUAUGGGACGACCUGUCCAAGCAGCACACACAAGAGGCAGGCGAUGAAAACCAGAGAGACAUCGAUGCCGGAUUGGCUCGCAUAGCGCUCUCGGCCAUCUUCCUCGAUACCAACAACCUCAAGUCCAAGGCCAAGACAACUGAGCUGGACAUUGAGAUCGCCGAGUACCUCGAGGCAAAGCUGGGCGGAGACUACAACCGUAAGAAAUACUACAAGGAGUUGAGCGAGCUGAAGGAGGACAUCUCUCAGUUCUCGUACAGCGACAACUUCCGAAAGGACUACAAGGCGUGGACGGAGGCCGGCAUGGUCCUAGGGACCGCAAGCAUACCGCAAGGGUUCCACUACAUGCUCAAUCACUUGGGCGACAAGGAGACGCUGAUCGAGGAGUUUCGCAAGUUCGCGGCAGAGAAGCAGUGCGACAUCGCCUGCAUCAUGACGUCUUCUGCUAAAGACGACGGCGUGUUCAAGAGGAACCUGCUCGUCUGGGGCUUCAACCCGAAAGCAGUCAAGGCGGUCGACAAGUUCAUUGAGAUGCACGGUGAAGCACUCGGGCUGACACCAUUCCAUGAUGGUGCGCUGGACUACAAGAGUGACGAUGAGGUCCGGUAUUGCUGGUAUCAAAAUGUCACCCGAAACAGCAGGAAGCAGUUGGCGCCGAUGCUGCGGUCUGCUAUGACGGAGGUGGCUAGACUAUGA